Molecule: messenger RNA, 834 nt
Organism: Scomber japonicus (chub mackerel)
Lineage: Eukaryota; Metazoa; Chordata; Actinopteri; Scombriformes; Scombridae
Gene: zdhhc22
Product: zinc finger DHHC-type palmitoyltransferase 22
Exons: 2
Coding region: 1-834 (277 amino acids)
Biological process (GO): protein palmitoylation
Cellular component (GO): Golgi apparatus
Molecular function (GO): palmitoyltransferase activity
Source: RefSeq, a predicted model, not a curated record
AUGUUCACCCGGAUGCUGAAACUGAGACUCCUCAAUGCUGUAGCACCUGCUUACUUCUUCAUGGCUACAGCUGUCACCUUCAUUUUACACUUCUGCUUCUUCAUCCCAACAAUCUUCCCAAGCCCUGAGGCAUCACUGGGGGGUUCGACAACUCUUCACACAGUUGUUUUCCUUUUCUUGAUGUUCAACGCACUGGGGAAUUACAUAAUGACUAUCAAAUAUCCUGCUGAAAGUGCCAACGAGACUGUGGUUCCAGUGUGUUCGCCACACUGCUCGGACAAAGUGGACGCACACUACCUCCUCAAUGGUCGCCACUUCUGCAAACUGUGUAAGAAAGUUAUUCUCAAGAGGGAUCAUCACUGCUUCUUCACUGGAAACUGCAUUGGCAACAAAAACAUGCGCUAUUUCAUCAUGUUCUGCAUCUACACAUCAUGCACGUGUUUGUACUCCUUGGUUCUUGGUGUGGCCUUUCUUACAGUGGAGUACUCAAUCUCUUUUGAGAACCCGCUGACCUUUCUGACUCUUCUUCCCCUCUCCACCGGUUACUUCUUCAUGGGAACAAUCUCAGGCUUGCAGCUCUUCCUGGUGCUGAUGCUGUAUGUGUGGCUGGGCAUUGGCCUGGUGUGCGCAGGCUUCUGUUGCCAGCAGGUGCUGCUGGUGGCCCGAGGACAGACCUGGUGUCAGAUGCAGAGGGGGCAGCUUGUGGAGAACCGCAGCCCCUGGAUAACCAACCUCAAGGAUGUUUUUGGGACCCGCUGGUUUCUUGGCCUUAUCCUGCCUGUGCAGACAGUGGAGAUGUGCUCUGAAGACUCAGAUGCACAUAAACAGGACUGA